This is a messenger RNA of Procambarus clarkii (red swamp crayfish), 1770 nucleotides long. RefSeq lists its product as uncharacterized. Lineage: Eukaryota; Metazoa; Arthropoda; Malacostraca; Decapoda; Cambaridae. The record is from RefSeq and is a predicted model, not a curated record.
CCUGACACGGGAUGUAUAUAGGGCAGAGGUGGGGCGAGGUGAGGUGUAUAUAGGACCGCUUGGUGCUGGUGUCACGACCCCUCUCUCUCUCUCUCUCCUCCAUCUGAGGUGCUCCUUGACGUCUUGCUGUCUGUCUCGAGCACAUGUUAGUCUCAGAUCAGGAGCUGACUUUGAUAGUUCCUGCUCCGGACGUGGCUACACACCUGAAGAGCUCCUGACGUGGCCACACACCUGAAGAGCUCCGGACGUGGCCACAUACCUGAAGACCUCCUACAACUGCUCCAGACGAGGCCACACACCUGAAGAGCUCCUGACGUGGCCACAUACCUGAAGAGCUUCUACACCUGCUCCUGACUUGGCCACAUACCUGAGGACCUCCUACACCUGCUCCAGACGAGGCCACACACCUGAAGAGCUCCUGACGUGGCUACAUACCUGAAGAGCUUCUACAUCUGCUCCAGACGAGGCCACACACCUGAAGACCUCCUACACCUGCUCCAGACGAGGCCACACACCUGAGGACCUCCUACACCUGCUCCAGACGAGGCCACACACCUGAGGACCUCCUACACCUGCUCCAGACGAGGCCACACACCUGAAGACCUCCUGACGUGGCCACACACCUGAAGACCUCCUACAACUGCUCCUGACGAGGCCAUACACUUGAAGAGCUCCGGACGUGGCCACAUACCUGAGGACCUCCUAUAUCUGCUCCAAACGAGGCCACACACCUGAGGACCUCCCACACCUGCUUCAGACGAGGCCACACACCUGAGGACCUCCUACACCUGCUCCAGACGAGGCCACACACCUGAGGACCUCCUACACCUGCUCCAGACCAGGCCACACACCUGAGGACCUCCCACACCUGCUCCAGACGAGGCCACACACCUGAGGACCUCCCACACCUGCUCCAGACGAGGCCACACACCUGAGGACCUCCUACACCUGCUCCAGACGAGGCCACACACCUGAGGACCUCCCACACCUGCUCCAGACCAGGCCACACACCUGAGGACCUCCUACACCUGCUCCAGACGUCGUGGCCACACACCUGAGGACCUCCUACACCUGCUCCAGACGAGGCCACACACCUGAGGACCUCCUACACCUGCUCCAGACCAGGCCACACACCUGAGGACCUCCUACACCUGCUCCAGACGUCGUGGCCACACCCGAGGAACAGUUCCAGACGAUGUUGUAAUCAGAUUAUACCCAAGAGCAGCAAGGCCUUUAGCCAGCACCCUGCUGGUGGCACCCCUCCCGGAGCACCCGUGUGUUGCUGUUGCUGCUGCACCACCAUGAAGGUGGUGACGCAGGUGCUGCUGACGGCGACGCUGCUGGGGGCCGCGUGUGCUCGCCCCCAGCACAGGGGCGCCACCAGUGGGGCCCUCAUGGACAAGCUCCUGGUGGCCCUGCAGGAGAUGCUUGCCCGGGUUGUGUGUGGGUGGGAGAGCGCCUGCGUCGCCCACACCAACACCGCCUGCUUCAGGAGCCCCGGGGACGCUGCCAGGCUGGUCGUGGCCUUCACCAACUGCAGGAGUGUUGUCCCCGCCACCUUCAUCGGUUCCCCUGGUGAAGGAGAGGCGCAGAUAGCAACCAAGAUGAAGCAGUGCCUCAGGAACCUCUUGAAGGACAAGGCUGACGUGUUCCUCGACUGUGUGGCGAGAAGUUGACGCUCCAGCUCCACACACAAGUUGUUCACAGUGAACCAUAUAACAUACCUAACCUUGGUAUAUCUAAAAAUACAUAAACUAUAAGUUAUAUUGA